AUGGAUUCAACUGGAAUAUACACAUCUAUCUAUCUAUCUAUCUAUCUAUCUAUCUAUCUAUCUAUCUAUCUAUCUAUCUAUCUACAUGGAAAAGACAAUGAAAUGGAAACUGAAUUUUGCCGUUUGAUAUACUGCUGGACCACACACAACUCUCUUUCAUUCCUCUGUGUUCAGUGGAACACUAUCUAUCUAUCUAUCUAUCUAUCUAUCUAUCUAUCUAUCGAAACUUUCUUUAUCAGUAUAAUUAUGUUUGUUUCUUUCUUUCUUUCUUUCUUUCUUUCUUUCUUUCUUUCUUUCUUUCUAAUAUAUCUAUCACUUUCACUCGAUUCAUAUCUAUCUAGAUAUAUUUUGUUUGUUUGUUUGUUUCUUUCUUUCUCAGUAUAUCUCUCUAUCUCAGUAUAUUUUCUUUCUUUCUUUCUUGCUAAUAUAUCUAUCAGUUUCACUCGAUUCAUAUUUAUCAAUCUAGUCUUUCUUUGUUUCUUUCUCAAUAAAUCUAUCUAUCUAUCUAUCUAUCUAUCUAUCUAUCUAUCUAUCUAUCUAUCUAUCUAUCUAUGUGAGAGGGAUUUGUAUGCAUAA
Molecule: messenger RNA, 576 nt
Organism: Acanthosepion pharaonis
Lineage: Eukaryota; Metazoa; Mollusca; Cephalopoda; Sepiida; Sepiidae
Source: the annotation of a GenBank genome assembly